This is a messenger RNA of Cryptomeria japonica (Japanese cedar), 1887 nucleotides long. Its product is annotated as beta-glucosidase 44. Gene Ontology annotation, biological process: carbohydrate metabolic process. The transcript is spliced from 11 exons. Lineage: Eukaryota; Viridiplantae; Streptophyta; Pinopsida; Cupressales; Cupressaceae. The record is from RefSeq and is a predicted model, not a curated record. The coding region runs from base 188 to 1699 and encodes 503 amino acids. Gene Ontology annotation, molecular function: beta-glucosidase activity.
GAUCUAUUCCCAUUUGACUUUAAGGUUUGAGCUGAUCACCUUUAGUUUUACAAUGGGUAUCAUGCCAUUUGAUAAUAUCCAUUGAAUAUUACUAGGCUGCUAAUGCGGUUUUCCCUAUUUAAGGAAUCUUAAAGUGGUGGAGUUCUUCAAGCUGAAGCUCAAGUGAUGAGCAGAGCAGGAAGUUGAGAUGGGAAAGAUGAUAGUUUUUCUUUUGCUUUGUAUGUGUUUCUGCAUUGCAGAGCCCUUGGAUUGGGAGACAGCUAAUGGGAUCGACACAGGGGGGCUGAGCAGAGCCAGCUUUCCUAAAGACUUUAUUUUUGGCACUGCUACUUCAGCUUACCAGGUUGAGGGAGCUGCAAGCACUGAGGGACGAGGACCCAGCAUAUGGGAUGCUUUUGUCAAGAUACCAGGUACCAUAGCUAAAAAUGCCACUGCAGAAGUUACGGUGGAUCAGUACCAUCGUUACAAGGAAGAUGUAGAGCUGAUGGUAAAGAUGAACAUGGAUGCAUACCGUUUCUCUAUAUCCUGGUCGAGAAUUUUUCCAAAGGGAACGGGUCGAGUGAAUUAUAAGGGUGUCGAGUAUUACAAUAAUCUCAUAAACUAUCUACUUGAAAGAGGUAUCACACCCUAUGCAAAUCUUUAUCAUUAUGAUUUACCAGAAGGUCUUGAAAAAGCCUUUAAAGGGUUGCUAGACUUCAAAGUUGUGGAAGAAUAUGCAAGAUUUGCAGAAUUCUGCUUCAAAACAUUUGGUGACAGGGUAAAAAAUUGGAUGACAUUCAAUGAGCCACGUGUUGUUGCUGCUCUUGGUUAUGAUAAUGGAAUAUUUGCCCCUGCAAGAUGCUCUACUCCAUUUGGAAACUGUACUGCAGGAAACUCUUCAACAGAACCCUACAUUGUUGCACACAAUUUGCUUCUCUCACAUGCUGCUGCUGUACAUAUUUAUAGACAAAAAUACCAGGCCAAGCAGAAGGGAAAAAUCGGUAUUCUUCUGGACUUUGUGUGGUAUGAGCCCCUUACAAAUUCCACGGAAGACAUGGCAGCUGCCCAAAGAUCUAGGGAUUUCCAUAUUGGCUGGUUUCUUCAUCCUAUUGUAUAUGGGAAAUACCCUCAGAAUAUGGUGGAAAUUGUUGGAACAAGACUGCCUAAAUUUACAGAAAAGCAAGUCACAAUGGUUAAAGGUUCAAUUGACUUCUUAGGAGUUAAUCAGUAUACAGCUUAUUAUAUGUAUGACCCAAAACAACCCAAGCAAAAUGUAACAGACUACCAGAUGGACUGGAAUGCAGGUUUUGCAUAUGCACGUGAUGGAGUGCCAAUUGGUCCAAGGGCAAAUUCAUACUGGCUGUACAUUGUGCCAUGGGGUUUGUACAAAGCUGUGACAUACAUAAAAGAGCACUAUGGAAAUCCAACUAUGUUUCUGUCUGAAAAUGGAAUGGAUGAUCCUGGAAAUGUGACUUUGCCUGCUGGGCUGCAUGAUACGACAAGGAUCAACUACUAUAGGAGCUAUAUAGAAAAUUUACAACAUGCAAUUAAAGAUGGUGCAAAUGUUGCAGGAUACUUUGCUUGGUCUCUGCUGGAUAAUUUUGAAUGGCUAUCUGGGUACACAUCAAGGUUUGGAUUGGUUUAUGUAGAUUUCAAAACUCUUAAAAGAUAUCCAAAGAUGUCUGCCUACUGGUUUUCCAAGGUUCUCCAACGCCACUAGUCACUACCUCUCUCUAUUUAUGUCCCAUGGGUGAUUACUAAAAUGGAAGCCAAGCAUACUUUAUGUAAUUCUUAUGCAAUGAAGGUUACCACAUCUGUUGCAAAAUAAGCUAUAAUAAGUGUAACAAGCAGUGCUGAUCUUCUAAGAUGCCUUAUUAUAAAGUUCCUAUCAACAUUUGAUCUCUGACA